This is a messenger RNA of Toxotes jaculatrix (banded archerfish), 3884 nucleotides long. RefSeq names its product zinc finger and BTB domain containing 48 (gene zbtb48). Bases 137 to 2476 code for a protein of 779 amino acids. Gene Ontology annotation, molecular function: DNA-binding transcription activator activity, RNA polymerase II-specific; protein binding; RNA polymerase II cis-regulatory region sequence-specific DNA binding. Gene Ontology annotation, cellular component: nucleus. The transcript is spliced from 11 exons. The record is from RefSeq and is a predicted model, not a curated record. Gene Ontology annotation, biological process: regulation of transcription by RNA polymerase II. Lineage: Eukaryota; Metazoa; Chordata; Actinopteri; Toxotidae.
ACGAAAAUAAGGUGCAUGUAGCUAGGCUUUGCUGUUUUUUUUCUCACUAUAAACAUUACAUCCGAAGCGGUAGCAGCUUAUCAACAAAUAAGAGUAAAUAAUCAGUUUAAUCGGUACUGCAGAUGUGAGGGUCGAAAUGCAGCUGUCGGCAGCAGCGUUCAGUGAAGCUGGAGCGAUGCCUGCAGCAGCCAGGAGCCAUGCACAGCGUGUCCUGGCCUCCCUGAACCAGCAGAGGGCAGUAGGGAGGUUUUGUGAUGCAGCGUUGAAUGUGGGAGGUGGAGUGGUCUACCUCGCCCAUCGUAACAUCCUCGCCUGUUUCAGUGAACUGUUCCAGCAGUCUAACAUGCCCACUUCACCAUGCACGGAGUUCUGCCUUCAGGAGUGCCCCAACGAUGGCCUGGAGCUGCUCCUGAACUUCGUAUACACUGGAGAACUGAAGUUGGAUCCUAACAACCUGGACAAGGUGCAGCAUGCAGCAGUCAGCCUGUGCGUACCAGAAGCACUUGCACUCUGUCGGCAGUUCAGGGAAACGUCUGUGGAUCCUGUGCCUGUCAAGUGUAAAAGAGGCAGACCUAGAAAGUCUGCAUCAGAUGCAACCGCUCAUAGCUCGGUCAAAGAAGAGAACUUGCCUGCAGCCACUAAAGACGAAACCAGUAUUGACACAGCCAGUUUUAGCAAGACUGCCACCACUACUGCUACCACCACCACCACCACACGCUCUGGUCGUGUAGUGAAGGGCCCCAGGCGACUGGUGACUGAUGAGAGCCCCACCACUGAUUUUACAGCCACUGAAAUAGCCAGCAAGAGGGCCCCGAAUAUUCCUGUGGACAAACAACGUGGUGACAUUGUUAUGGAUAAUCAAAACCCAGAUCAGCCAACUGGUGAAACUGGGAUAACUGAGUUACAAAUUGACAUGAACGACAAUGGCGUCAGGCAGGUAGUUGAGGAGCCAGAAGAAGAAGAAGAUGAUGAUGUGGGGGAUUUUGAGGGGAUUGCUGAAGGCUCAGAUGAGGAGUAUGUUCCUGUUGCCGAGCCCACUUCUUCAGCCCCGUCCACAUCAACAGCGCGGAAACGCAAGGCUCAAAGUAAGACGGAGAAAAUUGAAAAUGGUGAGGCAGUGGAAGAGGACGCCAAGAAGGACUCUGUGCAGUGUCCAAUCUGUGACAAAUCCUUCAAGAGCAAAUACUACCUCAAAGUGCACAACAGGCGGCAUACAGGGGAGAGGCCCUUUGGCUGCCUCAAAUGUGGAAAGAGGUACUUCAGGAAGGAGAAUCUUUUAAUACAUGAGAUCAGAGACUGUGCUAGAGUACAGACAUACACCUGCGUGACGUGCUCGGCAACAUUUAAUGGAAAAGAACAACUACGUUUGCACGUUGUGUCCCACACAGGAGAUAUGCCCCACAAGUGUUCAUCAUGUCCUGAACAAUUUAUGUACAAGAAAAACUUGACGAUUCACAUGAUGAAGAUCCAUGGUUAUCCAAAACCACACGCAUGUCCCCAGUGCCCCAAAACAUUUUUAACCCGGACAGAGCUGCGUGUGCAUGAAGCAGCCAAACAUCGAGGUGAAAAGCCGUUUGUGUGUGAGGAGUGCGGCCAUCGAGCGUCAAGUCGAAACGGCCUGCAGAUGCAUAUCAAAGCUAUUCAUCGAAAUGAGCGCCCUUUUGUAUGCAACUUAUGUGGCCAUGCAUUCUCCCAGAAGAACAACCUCAACAUGCAUCUGCGUAUACACAGUGGUGAGAAGCCAUACCAGUGUCAUCUCUGUGGCAAAACCUUCAGGACGCAAGCCAGUCUAGAUAAACACCACCGGACACACACCGGUGAGCGUCCCUUUAGCUGUGACGUUUGUGAGCAGCGAUUCACAGAGAAAGGCGCCCUCGUCCGCCACAAGGCCAGCAAGCACGAGGAAGGUCGCCCUCACUGUUGUCACAUAUGUGGCAAAACCUUCAAAGCAAGGGAGCAACUUCGGGUUCAUCUGCGCCGGCACAAAGGCAUGAGGAAGUUUGAGUGUAUAGACUGCGGCUACAAGUUCACUCGACAGGCACACCUGCGACGACACAUUCAAAUCCACAAACGCACCGAGAACUACAACCCGCGGCAGAGAAAACUGAGGAACGUGAUAGUGCAGGAUGUUGACGGAAGUUCUCCUGAGAAUGAAGCAAGCAAAACGGUGGGAGCCUCACUGAUCAUUGAACAGACAGAUUACGCCCCAGACACCAGCGGCAUCCAAGAAGCCACAAACCUGGAGGUGGACUCCUCGACAGGCCUCAGUUCUAGCUGCAUCGUGAGGGUGGUGAUGCAGUCGAGUAACGCGGUGAUGGAGGAGGUGGUGUCCAAUCAGAACCUGGGACAGGUCGAGGCAGCUGAGAGUUUCUCUGUGCCAGAAGUCUUGCAGCAAACGCAGCUGGUCAGUGAGGCGUACGAGUCCGCGAUGGACAUGGAGGGAAUCGUUGAGAAUUUAUCGGAGAGGAAGACCUGAGGACUGAAAGACCAGAGACUGUGUUAAGCUCACUCAGAAUUCAGGUUGCUCUGAAUUAGUAAGACAUGAGAAGCACUUAAAGGUGAUGCAGAUGGUGAAUCGCAGCAUGAACCAUUUGGCCUUACAGAUCCAAAGAUGAAACUUUAAGUUUCUAGACAGGCAAAAAGAGUAGGAAGUCAUUCUCAUGCAGUUGGUAGUUUACACACAGUGAAGUUCAUACAAAGUGCACUGCAUGCUUGUAAAAACUGCUUGAAUGUGGAAUAAUAUUUUUUUCGGUUUGUUUUACUGCAGCUGGACUCAGAGGAUCAGUAACAAAUGAUCUUCAGUGGUGUUCAGAUUUGUUAACGAAGCUAUUAAAGGAAUAGACACUUUGGCAAAUGUGCUUAUUCUCUUAAUGGGGGUGAGUUAGACGAGAAGAUCGCUGACAUUCACAUAUCUGAACAUUUAAUUUCAGGCUACAGCCAAAAGCUAGUUAACAUAGCAUAGCUUAGUAAUAAGACUUCAAAGAGGGGGGAAACUUAAGCAUUGUCAGAUAUUAACUAAAUACACCUAUCUGCUGGUCAGCUUCAUUUACGUGCCCUUCAUUUAUUUCUUGGCUGCAAGUUUUUCUUGUGAAUUGUUUUAAACUGGAAGUUUUUGUGUGGACUAAACAAACAUAAUGUGCUAAUUAAUGACCUUUAGAGCAGCUGGUAGGUAGAUUUAGUUAACAUCUGGUAGAGCCAGGCUAGCUUUUCCCCCAGUUUCCAGUCUUCAUGCUAAGCUAAGCUAAGCUAAGCUAAGCUAAGCUAAGCUAAGCUAACCAGCUACUGGCUGUAGCUUCACAUGUCCAAAACAGAUGACAGGGUUUCUUUUGGGGUUUCUCAUCUAACUCUUGGCAAGAAAGCAGAUAAACAUUUUUCAAAAUGUCAAGUCUGGUUAAAGGUACCCCGUGGAGUUUCUGACCACAAGAAUGAGUGAGUGGGCGACCAGUUUCACCACAGCUGGUGCCAGUAACACUCCAAGAAGUGUAGCAAUGCAGAACACUGUUCGAAAGCAAACAGAGUUGUAAACACAAAAUUAAAUACACUCAAAAUGUUCCUUAGAUCUAAGGGUUACACGCAAGAAAUUGUGGUGAGAAUCGUGGAAUGAACUCCACAGGGCGUCUUUAAUGUAAAAAGGUGAAAGGUUAUCUCCUUUACAAUGUCCUCAUUCAGCGUGGGUCACGAAAGAUGUUUACAGAUAUCAGAACAUCUUUGCUUGGGAUUAAUAUGCUACACAGAUUUAUGAGUGAACACAUUAGCUUAUGCUUGUUAUUUAUAUUAAAAAAAAAACAAAAAACAAAACUUGCGUUCAUUGUCUUUUCACACUCUGCCACAAAUGCUGUCCUUUGUUUAUAAAAAAUAUAGGUGAAUAUUCGUAUUCUGCUAAA